GGAAGGAACGUCACCGUGUCCCUGCAGUCGCGCACGACGGCCACACCCACAUGGUCGGUCGGUCGUCGGCAUGCUGGUCUUCCUGCAGUUCUGGUUCUGGUUCCCGCUGGCACACUUCCUGAGUCUCGCCUUCACACCCACCUGUCUCGUCGGCCUGAACGCCAACAUGGCUAUGCCAAAAAUGGAGUUCCGUUCGAAUGCAAAGCCGUCAAUGUAUGCCUACCCUCUCCCGCUGGAAGAGAAGAAGGAGAAGGAGAAGGAGAAGGUGUCGACUGCAAUCCUCAGCAUCACGGCUAAAGCAAAGAAGAAGGAGAUGGAGCGAGAAAAGCACAGAAGCCAGGACUCCAAGAUGGAAGUGGAUGAGGCUGAGAAGAAGGAAGAAGGCGCUGAUAAGGAAGCAACUGCCGAGAAGGAAGCAACUGCCGAGAAGGAAAAGAAAGAAGCCAAGUCGAAGGAGAGCCCGAAGGAGAGCCCGAAGGAGAGCCCGAAGGCGAAGGAGGAGGUGAAGAGCAAGGAGGAGAAGAGCGCCGGCAAAGAUGCGGAGAAGUCCAAGGACGACGGGAAGGGAAAGAAGGAAGCUGACGGCAAGAGCAAGGAGGAGGAGAAGGAGGAGAAGAAGGAGGAGAAGAAGCCUGAGCCGGAGCCGAGCUUUGAGAUGCUCGUGAACCCGGCGCGUGUGAUGCGGGCGCAGAACACCAGAGCAGGUGCCGAAUGUCGUGUCGGCUGCUCGCCCGAAUCCUACAACCCACACGUGCGCUAUGGAGCUGCGAUGGCGCUUUGUAUCUCGUGCCAGGAACAGGCAACAAGGUAG
Priapulus caudatus is the source of this 811-nucleotide messenger RNA. RefSeq names its product 26S proteasome non-ATPase regulatory subunit 1-like. Gene Ontology annotation, biological process: proteasome-mediated ubiquitin-dependent protein catabolic process. Bases 71 to 811 code for a protein of 246 amino acids. The record is from RefSeq and is a predicted model, not a curated record. NCBI's taxonomy places the organism in Eukaryota, Metazoa, Priapulida, Priapulimorpha, Priapulimorphida, Priapulidae. The transcript is spliced from 4 exons. Gene Ontology annotation, cellular component: proteasome storage granule; nucleus; proteasome regulatory particle, base subcomplex.